CCGCUCUUCUGUUCAGUCAUGAGAACUGUACUACACAUGGUGGCCAAUAUCAAACACCUGUUCACCAAGAAACUUGGCGCUGGCGCAACCCAGCUUCUUUGUUGACCUCAUACACCUCUCCCAUAUCACGCUUUCAAAUUGAACAACAUCCUGGCCGUGUCUAUCACCUGCCUGAUUGGUUCGCAACCAGUACUGCACAGUCUUCCAGAGCAAAAGGCACGCAUUUCAGUAGUCUUUGUCGGCUUUAUGGUGCCUCCGUCCCAUGUCGCAUUGAGCUGGGGCGUAGAGAACCCGUUUUGAAAGCAUCUCAAAGACCCCAAAAGCAUGUAUCAAGCAUACCAAACUUAUCACGAGAAACGGCCUUUGUGGCAGAACAAUAAGAGGCCCAGGUGGUGGCGAAGGCGUGUGCGGUCAGGAGGUGUAUGCUUUGUUCUCGCCCUCGGAAUUGUAACAGCUGUGACAGUUCUGUUGGCAAUAAGAAGAAGUUCUAUCCACUACCAGCAUUAUGAUGUUUACAAAAGUAGGAUUCAUGGAAAGAACCCUACGGACACGGGAAAUUCCCGACACCCAGCGAAUGUGCCGACCCAACAACAAACUCGACAAUCAGAUGAGAAUAGCCCCUCUGAGAAGUGGGAGGCUCAAAGGGUGCUGUCACAUGGUAGUGAGCCAGCUGAUAGCGACUUCAUUCCUGAGGCCCAGGGUGUGGCACAUGAAAAUUCAGGGCUGAAAGACACCGAGCGUGCAAGUUCUUUGACCCUGAACGACAAAGUUCCGGUCGCAAAGACAGAAGAUUCUGGUGUAACAUUAAUGGAGAAGAAAGUGGUAACAGACAACGGUCCCCAAGCAAGACUUCCGCCCGAUGGAGUUGAAGGUGAAGAAUUGGGAAUUACAGCUGGCUCAGAAGGACGGCUGGUGGAAGACGAGUCAAACGAAUCUCAGCAGCAUCUCUCGUUUGAGCAAAAGGCCGAAAGACUUCCUGAAUUCGUUUGGGUACCAUUUACUAAAGCUGUUGAAGAGGAGGUGUUGCAAGGAUGGGAGGAUGAUUGGGUAAGCAAUGGCAGAUAUGAUGAGAAACGAUGGGGUCAGCUGCAAGAACCAAAGGUGGAUUUUGUCUAUCUCUGGGUGAAUGGAUCAGAAGAGGACUUCCAGAAAACAAUCAGGCCGUGGGAAGAACGUUCUGUACUAAACGACCCAGAUGGCAAGUGGAUUAACUCGCACGGCGUCAAUCGAUAUCGGGAUUGGGAUGAGCUUCGAUAUUCAUUUAGGAGCAUCGAACGGAACGCCGGCCACUUUUUAAACAAAGUGAAAGUCCUCGUCAACUCCAUAUAUGAGGCCGGAGUUCCAGUCCGCAAGCAAAGUCCCACUUGGCUCGCGCUUGAAGAUCCAAAGGUCUCGCAGACUGUUCAAAUAGUCUCUCAAGAAGAGAUGUUCGAGACAGAUAAAGCAGUGUGCUUACCCACUUUCAAUUCUCUCACUAUCGAGAAUCAGAUGUUCAAUACGGAAUCAGAAGUCGACCAGUUCUUUGCCAUGUCUGAUGACAUGUUACUCACAAGAGAACAUUCGCCUGCCGACAUUUAUUCGCCCCUAUUUGGUGCUGCAAUCAGCUUCAAAACUAACGGGUAUAGCACUACAUCACCACCAACUGACGUUGAUGCCAAGCGCUUCGGCGAAAAGCCGUACCUAAUCUACACUUCAUGGCUUCUAAAUAGACGCUUUGGGAUCCGGAAACGAAAAGGCCAGAGCCACUUUGGGCAUUCUUUGUCGCGAAGUAUCAUGAAAGAGGCAAUCGAGGCGUUUCCUCGCCCAGAGGUCCAGAGUGCCUGUAAGCGAUUUCGGGGUGAACCGGGGUUCCAGCUUUACUCUUGGUAUAUGGCAUAUCACUAUCAGAUUGAGCGACACCGAGAAGUUCUCUUGUGGAGCUAUAUCAUGCUACGCAGUGAUAUAGACCGCGACGGUAUUCUAUCAUGGAAAGAGCGACAAAGUAUAGCGCAAGACCUUGCAGCCGGUACCGAGAAUGCCGGCCGCGCAUCUUUCCGUCGAAAGAUGUUUUAUCACGUUCCUUCACUGCUCGAAAAGGCAGGCUUGAAACCGCCUCAAGUAAACACUAACUCACUCUGGACUUCACUGGAUGGACCUAUGGCAAUACGUGACGCAGAUUGCGCUGAGUUCAACAUUGACGAGUGCUUAGCGCCUGGCUUCAUGACAGAUGACUCGGAAGCUUCAAAUUUAAACCCAACGUUCAGCUCUGCAGUGAUCUUCGAUCGCUUAGCUCGGCAAAAUCCACGCUGCGGAGACUGUUUGCUUAAAGGCCUUCUCUUUCAAACCGCCUCUGGCCUUUCACCGUUGUUGCCACAUAAGGGCGGACAGCAAGCUGACCGAGACUUAGUGAUUAAGGCGGUCAUGCGGUAUAAAUAUAUUGUUGUUGAUCCAUCAGACACACUCUUCGUCAUGAUUACUGAUGCAGAUCAAAUCGACAGUACUCUAUAUAGGCAUUUUGUGAAGGAACAAAGGCCAUUACCUGGUCAAAUCUGUCUGAACGAUGACGUGGUUACUACAGACGACCAAGAGCUAAAGGACGUUCAAAGUGCUAUUAGGGAGCUCCUGCAUGGUCUUUUUCCUGAGCAAGGAGUAUCAGAAAUUCCCAUUAUACCAUAGAGUCUUAUUAGGCCACAAGAUUAUGAUGUCGCUUUGGAACUAAACA
This is a messenger RNA of Exophiala mesophila, 2701 nucleotides long. RefSeq lists its product as uncharacterized. The record is from RefSeq and is a predicted model, not a curated record. The coding region runs from base 325 to 2655 and encodes 776 amino acids. Gene Ontology annotation, cellular component: Golgi apparatus. Gene Ontology annotation, molecular function: UDP-N-acetylglucosamine-lysosomal-enzyme N-acetylglucosaminephosphotransferase activity. Gene Ontology annotation, biological process: N-glycan processing to lysosome; carbohydrate phosphorylation. The transcript has 4 exons. NCBI's taxonomy places the organism in Eukaryota, Fungi, Ascomycota, Eurotiomycetes, Chaetothyriales, Herpotrichiellaceae.